AUGGUACAGAUCAGCGAGGUCAAAGAUCCUAAGGCAAAAGAUAGCAGCAGAACAGCCGCUCAUACUCAUAUUCGAGGCUUAGGCUUGGAUGAACAUGGAAUCGCUAAGAAGGUUGAAGGAGGAUUUAUCGGACAAACAUCAGCACGAGAAGGUUGUGGAGUUGUUGUUGAUUUGAUUAAAAGUAAAAGAAUGUCUGGGAAGGCAAUUUUAUUGGCUGGUCCUCCCGGGACCGGUAAGACUGCGUUAGCCUUAGCCAUUGCUCAAGAAUUAGGACCUAAAGUUCCAUUUUGUCCUAUUGUGGGCUCUGAAUUGUAUUCUGCCGAAGUUAAAAAGACUUCAGCGUUGAUGGAGAACUUUAGAAAGGCCAUUGGGUUAAGAAUCAAAGAAACAAAGGAAGUUUAUGAAGGUGAAGUCAUCGAAUUGACUCCAGAAGAAGCAGAGAAUCCCUUAGGAGGUUAUGGUAAGACAAUUAGUCAUGUGAUUGUUGGCUUAAAGACUGCAAAAGGGACCAAGAAUUUAAGAUUAGAUCCAAGUAUUUAUGAGAGUAUUCAAAAGGAAAGAGUCACUGUUGGAGAUGUGAUCUACAUUGAAGCUAAUACUGGAGCAGUCAAAAGAGUUGGAAGAUCAGAUGCUUAUGCUACUGAAUUUGAUUUGGAAGCUGAAGAAUAUGUCCCUUUACCUAAAGGUGAGGUUCAUAAAAAGAAGGAAAUCGUUCAAGAUGUUACUUUACAUGAUUUGGAUGUGGCCAAUGCAAGACCUCAAGGUGGUCAGGAUGUUUUAUCCAUGAUGGGUCAAUUGUUAAAGCCAAAAAAGACUGAAAUCACCGAUAAAUUAAGACUGGAAGUUAACAGAGUGGUAUCGAAAUAUAUCGACCAGGGAGUUGCCGAAUUGAUCCCUGGUGUUUUGUUUAUUGAUGAAGUCAACAUGUUGGACAUUGAAUUGUUUACGUAUUUGAACAAAGCUUUAGAAAGCUCUAUAGCUCCGAUAGUGGUUUUGGCUUCCAACAGAGGAUUAACUACAGUUAAAGGUUCUGAUGACGAUGUCAAAGCUCCUCAUGGAUGUCCUCCAGAUUUGAUAGAUAGAUUAUUGAUUGUCAAGACCUUGUCAUACAACAAGGAAGAAGUGCAAGCCAUUAUUUCCAAAAGAGCUACUCUUGAAAGCUUAUCUAUCUCUGCUGAAGCCUUGGACAAAUUGGCUGAGCAUGCGGUGAAAAACUCCUUACGGUAUGCAUUGCAACUUUUAACUCCUUGUGGUAUUUUAAGUCAGAAUGCUAGUCGUACCGAAAUAGGCGUGCAAGAUGUUGAAGAAUGUGAAUUCUUAUUCCUUGAUGCCAGAAGUUCAAUUGCUGUUUUGGAACAAAGUAAAGGGUACCUUUAA
Molecule: messenger RNA, 1377 nt
Organism: Lizanozyma spartinae
Lineage: Eukaryota; Fungi; Ascomycota; Pichiomycetes; Serinales; Debaryomycetaceae
Gene: RVB1
Product: RuvB family ATP-dependent DNA helicase pontin
Exons: 1
Coding region: 1-1377 (458 amino acids)
Biological process (GO): chromatin remodeling; box C/D snoRNP assembly; regulation of transcription by RNA polymerase II
Cellular component (GO): R2TP complex; NuA4 histone acetyltransferase complex; Ino80 complex
Molecular function (GO): ATP hydrolysis activity; ATP binding; DNA helicase activity
Source: RefSeq, a predicted model, not a curated record